Messenger RNA from Caenorhabditis briggsae, 1059 nucleotides. Gene Ontology annotation, biological process: regulation of DNA-templated transcription. Gene Ontology annotation, molecular function: DNA-binding transcription factor activity; zinc ion binding; sequence-specific DNA binding. The transcript is spliced from 4 exons. The record is from RefSeq and is a predicted model, not a curated record. Lineage: Eukaryota; Metazoa; Nematoda; Chromadorea; Rhabditida; Rhabditidae. Bases 1 to 1059 code for a protein of 352 amino acids.
AUGGAGCCCGAUUGUGCUCCUGGAACUGCAGCAAUUUUCUUAUUUUCUAGUAGACCAUGUGUAGUGUGUGGAAAAGAAGCUUAUCAUAAUAACUUUGGAGCGCUCACCUGUGACGCUUGCAAAAUGUUCUUCCGUCGAGCAAUUUUAUUAGGAAAAGAAUACUCUUGCAACCCUGCAGACGGAUUUCUCAAGUCUACUGGAAUGCAUGUCAAAUGCUGCUCAUGUCGCCUCAAGAAGUGCCUCGAAGUGGGAAUGAAUCCUCAAAGAUUAGCAAAGUUAAAAGUGGAGAUUGACGCUAAAACCCGCAAAUUAGGAACCACAAUGAAAGAACUUUUGUGGAGAGACAAGAAGAGACAAGGCAACCUGAUGAAUUUCUAUUCCACCGAUAAUUUGAACUUGGAAACGAUUGUAUGGAAUCCCAAUUUGGUUCGGAAAAUGAGACGAGAUCCCAACUACCUGGUUACACCUGAUGAGUGGGCAUAUUUGGCAUUAUAUUCGCACACUGUUUACUUUCUCCAAUUCGAUUUUGUCAAGCAGCUAUCAUUCGAAGACAAAAUCAAAGUUUUCAAAUUCAACAUGCUCCCAUUAGCAUAUUUUGCUGGCCUAAUGAGAACGAAAAACGAAAAAGGGGAUUAUAUGUAUAGCCCUGGUGGCCAGUCUAUCUAUCCGAUUGCACUGCAGAAUGAGUAUAAGGAUAAUCAUCUUCCUCUGACCACGCUUUGCUCGGAACCGGUCUCCCGUCUCUUGGAACUCGAUGUCACUGAUGAAGAGUAUUGCUUGAUGAACAUUAUAUUCUUCUGUAAUCCAGGACUCCAAGGACUGUCUGAAGCAGGCAGUGAAAUUCUCCAUACCGAACAUCGAAAGUAUUUCGCUUUUCUCUUGGAGCAUUGCAAACAGAAGCAUCCAAAGAGCUUCAUUCAGCGGAUCACUGACUUGAUGUCGUUUCAUUCAAAGAUAAUAAACAAUGCAUCGGCGAUGGAAGGACUAUUCUCCCUGUUUCUUGCCAACAAGCCCAAUUAUAAAUUCUAUAUGUUGAUUGAAGACUCAUUUCAUCUUUGA